AUGGCCACUGCCACGACACACUCACGCGGCGUUCGCCGCCCAGAAGGUUGCAGCCUUCUCCAGUUUGGUAGCACUGGCGCGGUCUACGAGUUUGUUGACGACCCCACGAUUGUUGCCAAACUACCAUUUGAAGAAAAGGAGUAUGUUGCGCGCCUGCAAGGAGAGAUGCGCAUCCUGAAACGCCUCGGCGCCGACCAGGAGCACGGCCGCCACCCGCACAUUGUACGCUGCAUUCGCAUGGAAGACAACGACCGCGGCGGCCGGAUUAUCCUCGAACGCGCCGAACACAGCGCGCUGCGGCUCUAUUUCUCAGAGACCGAAGAGGGCCAACAGGUCUCGGAGGCCGAGCGUGUGCAGUGGUGCCGCCAAGUGACGGGCGCUGUCGCGUACAUCCACAGCAAGGGCGUCAUCCAGGGCGACCUGGGCAACCGCAAUGUUUUGCUGAGGAGAGACCGCUCCGUGUGCCUGUGCGACUUUGCCGGAUCGGGCAUCGACGGUGAACGGCCCGAAGUGUGGGCGCAGUCGGGGUUCCGACACCCCAAAGACGAAAUGCAGGGCACCGUCGCAGGGGAGCUGCAUGCUCUCGGGUCAACUCUGUACGAGAUUGUCACGUCUCGCAUUCCGCACUGGAAGGAGGAAAAGGCGUAUGAGGCCGAAUAUGGAUUUGACGGCAAGGCGGAUGAGCUGAUGCGCGAGGGCAAGCAUCCUGACACAACUGGGCUUCCCCUCGGCGCCGUGAUUGCCGGGUGCUGGGCAGGCGAAUUCACGACGGCGCAGGCCGUCUUAGAUGCCAUUGAUGAGACGGCUUGUGAACCAGCACGUACGAAAGUGGUCUUCUAA
Messenger RNA from Sporothrix brasiliensis 5110, 840 nucleotides. RefSeq lists its product as uncharacterized. The record is from RefSeq and is a predicted model, not a curated record. Gene Ontology annotation, molecular function: protein kinase activity; ATP binding. Gene Ontology annotation, biological process: protein phosphorylation. The transcript has a single exon. NCBI's taxonomy places the organism in Eukaryota, Fungi, Ascomycota, Sordariomycetes, Ophiostomatales, Ophiostomataceae. Bases 1 to 840 code for a protein of 279 amino acids.